Messenger RNA from Vicugna pacos (alpaca), 2565 nucleotides. The record is from RefSeq and is a predicted model, not a curated record. Lineage: Eukaryota; Metazoa; Chordata; Mammalia; Artiodactyla; Camelidae.
CUUCCGGGACCCGCCGGCUUCAGCCCGGGUCGCACCGCCGCCAAGCCGCCUUCCGUGGGGCCCUCCCGAGGCCCCGGAGCGGGGACCAUGAAAGUGAGGUCUGCCACCGGCGACGGAGAUGCGUUGUGUGUUACAGAAGAGGAGCUGGCUGGUGACGACGAGGACAUGCCGUCCUUCCCGUGCACACAGGAGGGCCGGCCGGGGCCCCGCUGCAGCCGCUGUCAGAAAAACCUGUCUUUGCACACGUCCGUGCGGAUCCUUUACCUCUUCCUGGCCCUGCUCCUGGUGGCCGUGGCCGUGCUGGCCUCUCUGGUUUUCAGGAAAGUGGACUCCCUCUCAGAAGACAUCUCCCUGGCCCAGGCCAUGUAUGACAAGAAGCUCGUGUCUAUGCAGGAGGAUCUCCAAGGGCUGGGUGAGUGUUCAGUGUCCAGACAUGCCAAUGACUAUGACAGAAGGCCAGUAUUAUUUGGGGAGCUCUACUACCUGAACAAGUCCGUGUCCCUCAUGCUGGCCACCACCGACCUGCUCCGGGAGCGCUUCAGCCUGCUCAGUGCCCGGCUGGACUUCAACGUCCGCAACCUCUCCAUGAUCGUGGAGGAGAUGAAGGCCGUGGACACGCAGCAUGGGGAAAUCCUUCGCAAUGUCACCAUCCUACGAGACAGAGGGGCAGGUCCUGUCGCCCUGCUGCUUCCCAGGCCAGGUCGCCACCCCCGCCAGCCAGCCGAUGAUGGAAUCCCAGCUGGUGCUGCUGGCAGGCCACGUGAGCCGAGCCCACACAGGCCACAUCCUCGCUGGGUGGGGGAGGUGGGCACGGCAGUGGGUGGCAGGGAACGGAAGGUUUUUAUUGGCCCUGCUUGGGGCUGACUCUGCCUGGGCUCUGGUUUCCAGUUUAGAUCGUAAUUAGAGGACAGUGCUCUGCUCCACUUAGAAAUGCUCUGGGAAGGAGAUGAGUGGGGGCGUGAGUGGCGUGGGGAGGCCGAGGAUGGGCAGCAGGUAGCUCGGCCAGCACUGACAGCCAUGGUGUCUGCAUGAGCCAGAGAAGGGGCCCUGAUGUUGCAGAACUGGAUCCUGGCCCCUGGGAGGGCUCCUGGCUCCAGCAGAGAGGACCCUUCUCUCUGAAAGGCCCCGCCGGGCUUCUGGUUUCCGCUCAGAGACCCUGGGGACAUCACUCACCUCUCUGGGCUUGAGUUGCCUCCUCGGUGAAAUAGAGCUGGACUAGCUGCCACUUCACCCAAGACCCCAGGAUUCUCUUGCUUUAACAGCAGGGUCCUCAGGGAAAGCUGAGUACAGGCAUGAACAUCCACCUCCCAGGCCAGGGCUGGGGUUCCCUGCUAACAACCACCCCACCCCACCCCACGAUCCUCCACCAAGACCACUGAAGAAAGCCAGGCCUGCGCUGUGCCUGGCUCCACCCGGGCCAGAGCUGUUCUCCACAACCCCUGUCCUCACUAGGCCACAGCGUCCCCUUUCCUCCACCCCCUGGGCAUCUGAUGUGCUUUGGCCAGAGUGACGGCCACACUCUGGUCUGUGUCCUCUGCGCUGGUACAGCUCUGAGAGGUGGUGACCUGGCAGGAAGGAUAUUAAGGUCAUCUGACCCCUGGCUUGGAUGCUAGGCUGGGCUCUUUAAGGAAGGCCUGUGUCUUUAUCAUGGCAUCUCCCCCAGGCCCUAAGCCAGAGCUGGGCAGGAGCAUGGGGUCCACGGCUGUUUGGUGACUCACUCUCUUCAAGCAGAUACUGAACUUGCCCUGCCGUGUGCCUGGGCUCCGUGUCCAGGGCAGGGGAUGGGAGCCUCCCUGUCUUCCUGAGACUCCACAGUCUCGUGGGGCCACCAGAUAAGUGUCAAGGGUUUGCCUUCACUAUGCUGUGGCUUCUCUUUCUACAUGUCAACUAAAAGAUUCAGGAGGUAGUAGCUCCAGGAACUCAGAGAAGAGGCUGGAGUGGUCAGGGUGGGCUUCCUGGAGGAGCUGCCUUUUCUCUGGUCUGGUGCUGGGCCCACUCACUUGCUCACACUGGGUGGCAUCUGCUUUUCACACCUCACUUUCUUGGCUUUCUCCUCUGUGUCAUUUGACUCCACUCCUGUUGCCUAAAGGUCACAGAUGAGAUCUGCGGGUGGGAAAGGAGUGGGAAGGGGCGAGGGGGCGGUAAGUAUAGCAGCCAAAGACCAUAAUGAGUGUAGGCGGCCCGGCUGGCCUCCGGAGCAGGACAGACAAUCCUGGACAGCCUUGGCCUUUCCCCAGAGCUGUUCGGCGCUGAGCCCCUGACCGGCGGGCGUGUGUGGAACCGCGGCCAAGCCCCGAAGUCAGGACAAUGAGAGCUCCCUGGGCACAGGCCUCAGGCCAAACACCUACCCAUGUAAGCUGGGGCUCGGGACUCUCAGCCUCACUUCACAGGUGGCCAGGCCACUUAGAGGGGUCAGAUCAGCGGCCUGCAGUCAGCAGACUUGGGCCCUGCGGCUUCCGACUCUCGGGUGUCACGGUGCCCAUUGCCGCACACCCACUUCACGGGACAGCCUCGGAAGACCUGCCCUCGGGACUGACCUCUCCCCUCUUCUCUCUGACCCUAGGU